Molecule: messenger RNA, 2892 nt
Organism: Cottoperca gobio
Lineage: Eukaryota; Metazoa; Chordata; Actinopteri; Perciformes; Bovichtidae
Gene: mcoln3a
Product: mucolipin TRP cation channel 3a
Cellular component (GO): lysosomal membrane; plasma membrane
Molecular function (GO): NAADP-sensitive calcium-release channel activity
Source: RefSeq, a predicted model, not a curated record
CUGUACUUGAGUAUGAUGGAGGAAUCUGAGCCGCUGUCGGCCUCAAAGUCAGAGGAGAGGCUUAACGGACACUGCAGGUGGAGCACUCCCACUCAGAACCUGCAGUCGAAGGUGGUGGAAGACUUCAGACGGAGGCUCAAGUACUUCUUCAUGAACCCCUGUGAGAAAUACAGAGCCAGAGGUCGCAAGCCAUGGAAACUGAUGUUACAAAUAUUUAAAAUUGCACUCAUCACAGCCCAGUUGGUCUCUUUCGGCCUGAGCAACGAAAUGAUGGUCACCUUCAAAGACGAAAAUCUGAUGACGUUCAAACAUCUGUUUCUAAAAGGAUACAAGGAUCACCGGCUGGGAGGCUACGCACUGUACACGAGAGCAGAUGUGUACGAUCACAUCUACUACAUUAUCGACAGGUACAUCAAUCUCCAGAAGCUGACUGUAGGUAAUCUUGCAUACGAAAGUGUUGAUGGCAAGAACACUCCUCUGUCUGUCUGUCAAGAGUUUUACAGAAACAGCAGCAUCGAUCCUGGAAAUGAGACCUUUGACAUUGACCCGCAUAUUGUCAAAGAUUGUAUUUCCAUAUAUCCUGUGCGGUCGUUCGACAACAGCGGUUUGGACACACAUGUCAACUUCUCUUUAGAUUUCAAAAGGCUGCUGUCGGUGAACAUCUACCUUACUCUGAAAACAAUCAACAUGCAAACUGUGCGGCACCACGAGCUACCAGACUGUUAUGACUUCCAUAUAAUGAUCCAGUUUGACAAUCGUGCACACAGUGGAAAGAUAAAGGUUGACGUUGAAAAUGAUGUAAGAAUUUAUGAAUGCAGAGACUGGAAUGUGGAAGGCACUUCUGGUAAGAACGAUUACCUCCUCCUGUUGUUUGAUUCUGUGGUCAUCCUCGCCUGCUUCAUCUCUCUCAUCCUCUGCACGCGGUCUGUCAUCAAGGGCAUCCAACUCCAGUUUGAGUUCAACAUAUUCUUCCACACUUACUACAAUAAAAGUGUGUCUUGGUCAGACCGCAUGGAGUUUGUGAAUGGCUGGUAUAUCCUCAUCAUUGUGAGUGACACAUUAACCAUCGCUGGGUCAGCGCUCAAAAUUGGAAUACAAACAAAGUACCUGACAAACUAUGACGUCUGCAGUAUCUUGUUGGGAACAGCCACCAUGCUCGUCUGGGUCGGCGUGAUUCGUUACCUUGGUUUCUUCAAGAAAUAUAAUAUAUUAAUCUUAACCUUAAGGGCGGCGUUCCCAAAUGUGAUCCGAUUCAGCUGUUGUGCGGCCAUGAUCUACUUUGGGUAUUGUUUCUGUGGCUGGAUCGUCCUUGGGCCUUACCAUGACAAAUUUCGAACGCUCGACAAGGUGACAGAGUGCCUCUUCUCUCUCAUCAACGGGGACGACAUGUACGCCACCUUCCUGGAAAUGAGGCACGAGGGCUACAUGGUGUGGCUUUUCAGCAGACUUUACCUCUACUCCUUCAUCUCCCUCUUCAUCUACAUGGUGCUCAGCCUGUUCAUCGCUCUCAUCACUGACACCUAUGAGACCAUCAAGCAUCACCAGCAAGACAAAGUGCCAGUGUCCCAGCUUCAGGCCUUCAUAGCAGAGUGCAGGGACCAGCCUGAGUCUGGAAGAUACCAGACUGAUGAAGAGUCAGCUACCUGCUGCCUCGCCUCAUGCUGCUGCUUCGGCUGAAGUGAGAAGAUGGUGGCGUUUAGCUUUGCCUUUGCUAAAUUUGGACAAAGAGUUGGCGUUUCGUGAGACUGAAUAAGGCCACAAAGAUUCCCGAGUCUGUCUGCUUUGAGAAUUUAGUUUUAGCCUAAUGAUACAUGAUGAAUAUCUCCAUACUAAGGUAGAAUGUCUUUUUUUUUUUACUUUAAUUGAUGAACAUUGCUGAAGUAAAAUGCUCAGAGGACCAGUUAGGUCACCAGUGUAACGAGCUGUACUUUCAACAUGAAUAUGCUCUUACAACUAACUCCUCCUCAGCUCAGUGAUGCAUUCAAACCUCUAACCCCAUUUCUUUACAAGAUAGAUUUCUCAGAGAUUACCUGAAGAGGAAUAUCCUUCUGACUGCACAAUAUCUGCAAAGUUGUCGGCUGUCUAUGGAUGUGAAGCACUUGAAUAAAAAGUGAAAGUAGAUUGUGGACCCUCUUGUCCACAGUCAGGGAUAAUUAUGACAGAGAGGAGGGGUAGUGUCACACACACGCUUUAUUCUCACACAGGUACGGGUUAUACACAGGCACAGCUGACACAGGUCGCUCUCCUGUCGGUCGGUCGCUCUGCUGCUCUUCGGCUGUCCUGCGUCGUGGCUGCAGAAGCGUCUCCGUCUAGUCUCGAACCCAGCCUACUGCAAGAGAAACAGAACCAGGCCAUCACCGUGCAUUUAUUAUGUGACUGAUUACCUGAUUCCGUUCAGCUGUCUGGCCUCCAGCUGGGACACUCCUGUCUCUCCCCAGCAGCCGGCGCCCUAACCACACCCCACUGCCACAUAGAUUUACUGAUUUUAAAAUCUAACUUACCCAGACUGUACUGUAUAAUGAAAAAAAGCUACUCAAUUAUUAUGUUCAUUGUAAUUGGUUGUGUUUUAUCCUUAUCUUGUUGUACUGUGCAUUUUUCUCUCCAUAUAUUCUGUAUUUAACUAUAUUAAUAUAUGAACUACAUAAAUGGACUGCUUCUUUGUUGAAUUUUUUUUAUCUUACAGUGUAUCAAUAGUGGUGGAAGAAGUACUCAGAUCAUUUACGCAAGUAAAAGUAGCAAUAUCACACAUUCAAAAUAUACUUAAAGUACCAAAAGUAAAAGUACUGAUUCUUUCAGAACAAUGUAUAUUAUAUUAUUGGUUUAUAAUCUAUUAUUUAAUAGAUUAAUGCACAUACUAUUUUAAUAUUGGAGCUGGUAAUUUUAAUUGUUGUG